AUGUUCGCUGGAAUUGUGUUCCAGCUGACGAGUGUUUCUCGGAAUACCUCUACAGUAAAUGCUGGAUCUUCCCUGACUGCCCAGGAUCCGGAACAGGAGGUUCUCGGAGAUCCGAGAAGCGAAGUGAACCCCCGUGCUAGCGUGGGCUGCCGUGCCCACAACAUCACAAGACAACACAAAACAGAAAGAAACCUACAACUAAACAAAAUGGGAAACAACGUAUCCAUCAAGAAAGUCAAUGCCAAUGGUGACAGUGAUGAUGAGUUUGUUGACAUUGAUCAACUCAUGCGUGAUGUAGAAAAAAGGGAAGGAAACUUCUUCGAUCAUCCACUCCUUGAUUCCUCAGUGUCCAUUGUGGUUGAUGGAAAGUCUGUGGAUGGCAACACACCUGCAGAAUUCAUCAACACCUUGAGCUCAAAGGAGAAAAUGCUGCUUCAAGUCUACCAAGACCAAGCAAGGACCAUCGAAAACAAGCAUUCCCCCCAGCGGUCAACUUCGCAGAAUGCACGAUGUGCCUGA
This is a messenger RNA of Seminavis robusta, 519 nucleotides long. NCBI's taxonomy places the organism in Eukaryota, Bacillariophyta, Bacillariophyceae, Naviculales, Naviculaceae. The record is from the annotation of a GenBank genome assembly.